AGCAACAGCAGCAGCAACGCACACACACACACACUCUCUCACAUUCCUCCUCCAUCCUCCAUCCUCCAACACGACUACCAGCUACGUGCGUGGAGAUCCGAGAUGUGAAAGAAGGCCAAACCCACACGGCUCCUUCUACUUCCCGCACAUCGCACACCGGGGACGGGCUCUGAACAUGGAGGGCCAGCAGCAGCAGCACCACGACCAGGAGCAGCUGUUGCAGGUGCUCCGGAGGCUUAAGGAGGUCUUCGACAUGUGCGACCGUGACACAGACGGCUUCAUCCGGGUGGAGCACUUGGUCAAUCUCGGGCUUCAGUUCGGACAAGGAGACGAGAUUAAGAGGCUGACCAGUUUCCUGGAUCCCAACGCCCACGGCAAGAUUAACUUCAGAGACUUCUGCCAUGGAGUGUUUGCCAUCAAAGGCUGUGAGGAGAUUCUGAAGAUGCCUGUCACAGCUCGCUCUCGAUCCUCCAGCCAGGCUUCAGUCACUGACAACGGAUACAUUUACCAGAAUGGCGAGGCUAAGCUGGGUCCUGCUAACACAGUGUGGAGCUCUGAGCCCACACUCCAUCGACGGCCUCCUCCUCCUCCCAGCAGCAGCACCAGUGCAUCGGCCUCUGUGCUCUCUGGAGAGGAGCAGUUCGAGGACUAUGGUGAAGGGGAAGAUGUGGAGUUCAGCCCCAGCAGCCCGUGUCCAGAGGAGGACUCUCCCCAAACCCACGGCUUCUCCGACAUGGGCUCCUCUCCGCCCUCCAGCGGUGGUGAGACUCCUCAGAAGAUGCGUCAGCUGUGUAACAGUGAGCUGCUGGACAUCUACUGCUCUCAGUGCUGUAAGAAGGUCAACCUGCUCAAUGAUCUGGCGGCACGCCUCAGGAACCUUAAGUCCAACAGUCCUCGGAAAAUCUCCAGUCGAGCCUUUGGAAGGCAGCUGAUCCAGGCCAACCACAGUGUGUUUGGCUCCAGUCCUCACAGCAGCACAGAGGACCUGUUCACUGACAGCAUCGACUCCUGUGACCUGGAUAUCGCUGACAAGGUGAGUUACCUGGAGAAGAAGGUGACAGAGUUGGAAGGGGACUGUCUGGCUAACGGAGACCUCAAGUCCAAACUCAAGCAGGAGAACACUCAUCUGGUGCUCAGGGUCCAUGAGCUGGAGGAGCAAGUAAAGGAUGCUGAGAGCAGAGCAGAUCAGAGCCUGGAGGACGAGUCCAAAAGACACAGGGAGGUGUACAGCAAAAUGAAACGAGAUCGCAACCAUGAGAUCGAACUCCUCUGCUCUAGGAUACAAGAACUGGAGGAGGAGAACGGAGACAUGAAGUUAAAUGUGCGCAAACUCCGCUCACAGACAGAGAAACUGGAUCAGGAGAAACAGAGGAUGUCAGACAAGCUGGAGGACACCAGUUUGAGGCUCAAAGAUGAGAUGGACUUGUACAGGAAAAUUAUGGACAAACUGUGGCACAACCGCCAUGAGUUCCAGAAGGAAAAGGAGGCCAUGCAGGAGCUGAUAGACGAUCUGCGGCGUGAGCUAGAGCACCUGCAGCUCUUUAAACUGGAGGUGGAGCAUCCAGGCCAAGGAAAGAGUCUGUGUGAGUUAAACGCCCGUACCAGAGAGAUUGAGAUGGAGCAUGAGGUCAAGCGGCUCAAACAGGAAAACUACAAACUCCGAGAUCAGAAUGAUGACUUGAAUGCCCAGAUUCUCAGUUUGAGCCUGUAUGAAGCGAGGAAUUUAUUCUCUUGCCACAGUAAGGCCCAGUCUCUGGCAGCAGAGAUUGACAGCGCCUCCAGGGACGAGCUGGUAGAUGCUCUGAAGCACCAGGAGGAGAUCAACCUCCGUCUGAGGCAGUACAUGGACAAGAUCAUCCUGGCCAUCCUGGAACAUAACCCUUCUAUACUGGAGAUCAAGACCUAACACCUCCACGUUUACACUAGAUAUAGCUCAGACAUGCACCAUGAGCAUUCCACCAACAGAGGGAGCCAGGGUCUGUGUCUGUAGUGUCAAAGUCAUUACAAUCAUCCUUGUUUACACCUCUCAUGCACUGGACUGCCACUCAAACAGAGCCUAAAGUCACAUGUUCAUUUGCCAAAGCCCUCAUGGUAGUAGGAGUAGUAACAUGUUCUUCAGCUGCAAUUACAGUACCUUUCAUCCUCUAUAUCUUGUCUAUUCUGUCUAGAGAUGCACUGCAUAGGUUCCUGUGGUCAUAACACUGCGCAUGACACGUACUCUAUAGAUAGAAAGAAUGUUUGACCGUGUACUUCAGAGAACACGUCCCCGAGCAUCUCCACUGGACUGUUCAAAUCCUCACUGGUUCUUCUACAGCUCGUUUAUCCCCAUAACCACACCUCUUUCCUGGAGGUGAAGAGCAUCACACAGUCUGUCUGAAGAACUUGAAAUGGAGAUUAGAGCAAUGCUGUUGCAUUAGUAAAAGCUGUCCAUGUGUCUGAGGGCUCUGACCUUUGCCAGCUCAUAUGAUGUAAAAAUAUUUCUAUGAACUUUUCAGUGUCCCACGCUUAAGCUAGCCAAACACCAAUGUGUUACUGAGAGGAGGCAGCACGGGGCUGCUGUACUGCACUAAAAUACUAUGUAGAACUAGUUUUGCUUUGUUGCACAAAGUGUGUUUCUGGUAGUAUUGCGUCUUUUGUUUACAAUGUGUAAUAUGGUAUGUAUUUAUGCACAAUGGGUGUUCUGUUAAGAAGUCACAUUUGAUUUAGUCACAUAUAUAUAUAUAUUUAUUGACACAUCACAAUGUAAAUCAUGUGUAAAUUAUUCUAAUUACAAUGUGCUGGUUUCACCAGUAUCUUUAGUGAACAUUUAUUGAUGCACAUGUAUAUGGAUAGCUUCACAAAGUGAAAUGACAUUUGACAUAAUAAAGUCUCUUCAUACAA
Periophthalmus magnuspinnatus is the source of this 2880-nucleotide messenger RNA. RefSeq names its product RAB11 family interacting protein 4 (class II) a (gene rab11fip4a). Bases 176 to 1906 code for a protein of 576 amino acids. The record is from RefSeq and is a predicted model, not a curated record. Gene Ontology annotation, biological process: regulation of cytokinesis; endocytic recycling. Gene Ontology annotation, cellular component: midbody; recycling endosome membrane; endocytic vesicle. The transcript has 15 exons. Gene Ontology annotation, molecular function: calcium ion binding. Lineage: Eukaryota; Metazoa; Chordata; Actinopteri; Gobiiformes; Gobiidae.